Impatiens glandulifera is the source of this 1861-nucleotide messenger RNA. RefSeq names its product heat shock cognate 70 kDa protein-like. The transcript has 2 exons. Gene Ontology annotation, biological process: protein refolding; cellular response to unfolded protein. Gene Ontology annotation, molecular function: ATP hydrolysis activity; ATP binding; ATP-dependent protein folding chaperone. Gene Ontology annotation, cellular component: cytoplasm. Bases 35 to 1861 code for a protein of 608 amino acids. Lineage: Eukaryota; Viridiplantae; Streptophyta; Magnoliopsida; Ericales; Balsaminaceae. The record is from RefSeq and is a predicted model, not a curated record.
UAUAGACGUGGAAGUUGUUCAGACUCCUUUGAUAAUGGCAGGGAUAUGGAAAGGACCGGCGAUUGGAAUCGAUCUGGGAACAACAUAUUCAUGUGUUGGAGUAUGGCAGCACGGUCGUGUUGAAAUCAUAGUCAACGAUCAGGGCAACAGAACCACUCCUUCAUGUGUUGCAUUCACGGAUACACAGCGUUUUAUCGGCGACGGGGCUAUGAAUCAGAUUGCUACAAACUCCAUCAACACUGUUUACGAUGUGAAGAGAUUGAUUGGUAGGAAGUUUAGUGAUCCGUUGGUGCAAAGUGGCACCAAACACUGGCCUUUCAAGGUGAUUUCUGGGCCAGAAGACAAACCAAUGAUUGUUGUCAAAUACAAAGGCGAGGAGAAUCAGUUCUAUGCGGAGGAAAUAUCUUCCAUGGUUUUAAUGAAGAUGAAGGAGAUUGCUGAAGUCUUUUUGGGAACACCUGUGAAAAAUGCUGUCAUUACAGUCCCGGCUUACUUCAAUAACUCACAAAUACGAGCCACCAAGGAUGCUGGUUUAAUUGCUGGUCUGAUCGUGAUGCGUAUCAUCACUGAGCCAACUGCUGCUGCGAUUGCCUAUGGUCUAGACAAGAGAUCAACAAGCAACGUAGGAGAGAAGAAUGUCCUUAUUUUCGACCUUGGUGGAGGAACAUUUGAUGUAUCUAUCUUGACCAUUACUGAGUCUGUCUUUAAAGUGAAGGCCAUCGCUGGUGAUAACCAUUUGGGAGGAAAGGACUUUGAUAACAGGAUGGUGAAUCAUUUUGUGCAGGAAUUCAAACUAAAGAAAAAUAAGGACAUAAGUGGAAACCCCCGUGUUCUAAGUAGGCUGAGGAUGGCAUGCGAGAGGACGAAAAAGAUUCUUUCAUAUACUCUGGAGACGACCAUAGAGAUUGAUUCUCUCUUGAAUGGUGUUGACUUUAAUUUUAAUUUAACCCGAGCUAAGUUUGAGGAGAUGAACAAUGAUCUAUUCAGUAAGUGUAUGGAACUUGUUGAGAAAUGCUUGAAUGAUGCGGAGAUGGAAAAGAGUUGUGUUCAUGAUAUUGUCCUGGUCGGUGGUUCUACUAGAAUUCCCAAAGUACAACAACUUCUUGAGAGUUUCUUCAAUGGCAAGGAACUUUGCAAGAGUAUCCACCCUGAUGAGGCUGUCGUCUUUGGGGCUACGGUUCAAGCUGCCAUUUUGUGUGGGGAGGGAAAUAUAAAAAAAGAUCUCGAUAACACUCCCCUCUCUCUUGGAACUGAGAUAAAUGGUGGCAUGAUGUCGGUCAUUAUUCCUAAGAACACUUCAAUUCCCACGAAGAUUGAGAAAAUAUUCUAUACUAAAUCUGAGAACCAAUCAAGUGUUUUGAUUAAUGUGUUCGAAGGGGAGAGAGCAAUGACGAAAGAUAAUAACUUGCUUGGAGAAUUUAUACUAUCCGGAAUUCCCCUAGCACCAAGAGGUAUGGGUAAAUUCACUGUUUGUUUCGAUAUAAAUGCAAACGAGGUAUUAAACCUUUCAGCAAAGGUAGAUGCAACUGGUGAAAAGAAAGAAAUGACAAUAAUUAAUGAAAAAUGGUGGUUAAGGACUGAAGAGAUAGAGACAAUGGUGCAAGAGGCAAAAAAGUAUAGGGUCGAGGACGAGGAAUACAAGAGAGGAGCUAAAGCCAGGAUUGCUGUGGAAGACUAUGCUUACAACAUGAGAAAGAAUGUCAAGAAGUUAGAGGUGGCAAUAGAUGAGACAUUUAUUUGGCUCGAACACAAUCAGGUUACUAACAAAGCGGAUGUGUUUCAGGUCAAGCUUAGGGAGUUGAAAAGUGUAUGCAAUCCCAUAAUUUCCGAGGCUCGUGAUUCUAGUUUUGAGGAACCUUAG